GAGUGGGUCUGGUCUUACUGUAGGGACACACUCAUGGGUGUAGAUAUGAUGCAUGUUGCUUUUCUCCUCCUGAUCGUCUUCACAGAUGGGGCAUCCUCUAAGACAGUGUGCAGUUACCAGGAUGUUCUGGACCACCUGAACCUGACCACAGAUAACAGUGUGUUUAAACUGACCCGGCCCGUUCUGGACUACACACACCCCACCAUGGUAGAGCUGGACAUCAUCCUCUAUGCCAUCCUGGCUGUGAUUGAGAAAACACAAACUUUCAUUCCUUUCAUCUGGGCAACAAUGAUAUGGAACAAUGAACGCAUUUCAUGGGACCCCGCUCAAUUUUGUGGAAUCACUCAGAUUUCAGUUCCUAGAGACAUGCUCUGGAAACCAGACCUCUUCAUCUAUGAGAUGAUACAGAAGGAUGACUCUCCUCUGAAUCCCUACAUGUACGUGUCCCAUGAUGGGAUGGUCAUUUCUGAAGAGGACAUGAAAGUGGUCAGCACCUGUAAGAUGGACGUCCACAAGUUCCCCUUCGACACACAGAGAUGCAACAUCACUAUUGGAUCUGCAAUACACUAUGCUGAUGAAAUGCGGGUCCUUCCUUUCUCCAACUCAUCUCGAGCCACGCAGUUUUCCCGAGAGGUGAUGAAGACGCAGGGAGAGUGGGAGUUCCUCCAACUAUCCAUCGCCAGCUACAAUUUCACCUUCAACAAUAGACAGUGGGAACAGCUCAUAUACACUUUCACCAUGAGGAGGAGGCCCCUCCUCCAUGUCAUCAACUUCCUGUUGCCCAUCCUGUUCUUCCUGAGUCUGGACCUGGCCUCCUUCUUCAUCGCAGACCAUCGAGGAGAGAAGUUGGGCUUCAAAGUCACCGUUCUGCUGGCCAUCUCUGUACUGCUGCUCAUCCUGAAUGACAUCCUGCCCUCCAUGUCCAACAAGACUCCACUCAUAGCAACCUACUGCAUUGUGAUUUUUGCUCUGAUGCUGCUCAGUCUGCUGGAGACCAUCUUGGUUACGUAUCUUAUGGAGAAAGACUCUGCAUCCCUGGAGAAGCUUAGGCUAAGGGGCGACUGGGAGGACAGACAGGAAAAAGUCAAAAUCGACAACUAUAACACAGAGGAGAAAAGACAGACCUGCUGUUCAUGCAUCUGUAAAGUGUCUGACGGUGAGAAACAGCAUGAAAUGCUGCCUGUGGCUGAAGAGGUUAACAACAGCAUUCAGUCAGGAGAGUCUCAUGUGUUACUGUUGAUCCUGGCGGAGCUGAAGGAGCUGCAGAAAACUUUGAAUCUGCACCUCGGCUGCAGAGAGGAGAGAGGGCAGUCUGGCCACUGGGCCGCAAGAAUCAACAGAGUUUUCUUCAUUUUCUAUGUCACCACUGUGUCACUGUUUCUGUCCCUCAUCUUCACGGAAUGGAACACUUAGAAAUGUAAAAUAAUACCUUGUAAUAUCUCGGUUUCUGUAUUCUACCUUUAUGUCAAAUCUACAGGUGUCGGGUUGUGCUUAUAAAAGCACACUCUGUAUUUGCAGUAUCUUGUUGUGAAUCUAUUUUAUGUGCUUUAGGUGAGAUAACUCUUCCAUAGUUAAAAAGUGAAGUUACAUGAUCCUGUAGACGCGUGGUGCUGGGAUCAUACUGUCGAUGAAAGCUUUAUUCAUUUUUGCAACGAAGAAAACUUCACUACAGAGGCCAAUUCAGUGCAUUGCGUUUGAAUAUGAUUGUGUAGAAAUGUGUAAUGAAUACACCAGGAUAAAGUAAAAACUAAAUGUUGAAUUUCAAAAAGAGAAAAGAAAAACACUGGCUGUUUUAAACCUACUGGAAUCUUUGACAACAAAUGUCAAUUCAUGAUGAAUUUGUAGACUAAAAUAAAUUAAUAAAAGGACCUCAAAAUGUUUUUAAAUGAAUAAACACACUUACCAUCUACUGGAGAGUAUAUAAAAAGUCUUCCUUGUAGGUUAAGCCACAGAUAUAUUAAUAGUUGUAAUGACGUAAAAAAAAAAGAUUGAUAUAAUUGCAUAAAUGAAGGUGCAGCUGUGUCUAGUGGUUUAUGAAGUAGGAGAUUAAUAUUUACCCCCAAGAUGCACCUUGAGAUGGUCACGACCAUCUCCCAAAAUUUUGUGCGCAAUAUGACGAGAAUACAGACAAAUCUAAUCGAAUGUAAUCAGUAGGUGAUUGAAGGUGGACAAGGGGGGGAUGCCAUGCCCCCUUUGUUAACCUGCUCAAAAAAAUGCUCUGUGCUUUUUCUUGUAGCGGCGCUCUCACGUUGCUGCUUUUAAUAAUCACCACGGUCUCAUAUGAGACAUACUUUUCUCUUUUUAGAGCACGCCAUGUGAAAUAAUUAUUCCAACUCGCCUUGUCUCAACUCUCCCUGUGUGUGUACCUCACUCACUGACUCGCCUCGUGGGCCGCUUAACCAGUGUAGUAAAGGCUAGAAAAGCUGUGCGCUCCCAUUGGGCCAUCCCCCCUGUUAAAAAUGAACAUAUCACCUACUGAAUGUAAUCCAGUCAGGACAAACAAUUGUACAAGAUUAAAGAGGAAACUUUACUGCUUCCAGAUCAAAUCCUUCACUUUGACAACAGUCUUAAUGUGUGUGUGAAACACACUAACAAGCGCACAGACUCACUGACCUCACUGAUUUUUUACACUGUAAUAUUUCACAUUAUCUCUCUGCUCAGACAAACAGAUUUUUCCCUCCUGUCCUAUUUCAGUCUGCUUUCACCUCACAGCUCAUCUGUCACUCAGACUUUAAACCAAUCACAUGACGUACGUCCUCACUAGGCUGAUAUCCUCGAUGUUAUAAACACAUCAUCAAAAAAGAGGAUCUGGUGUUAUUGCAGUGGAUACACUCAGUAACAAGAGGAGACAUGCACACUCAUCACUCAGGCUGCUAUAGGGCCUAUAAAAACUUCCCACUUAUGGCAAUUGAAAGCUUAAUAUUACACUUUGUAGAAAAAAUACAUCCAUCCAUUAGCUCAUUAUUCAGAAGUAUAAAUAAAUUCACUGUCAGUUUCCGGUUCAGUGGUUCGUUGGUCGCUCCAUCAAUUUGGUCCAGACUGAAAUGUCUCAACAACUAUUAGAUGGAUUGCCCUGAAAUUUGGUGCAGGCAUUCAUGUUAUUAUCCCUUUACCUUUCUUCUAGCACCAUCAUCAGGCCAAAAUUUCAAUUUGUUCAAUACUUUGGUUUAUGACCAAGU
Molecule: messenger RNA, 3179 nt
Organism: Siniperca chuatsi (mandarin fish)
Lineage: Eukaryota; Metazoa; Chordata; Actinopteri; Centrarchiformes; Sinipercidae
Product: 5-hydroxytryptamine receptor 3A-like
Exons: 10
Coding region: 34-1413 (459 amino acids)
Biological process (GO): chemical synaptic transmission; signal transduction; regulation of membrane potential
Cellular component (GO): membrane; synapse; neuron projection
Molecular function (GO): neurotransmitter receptor activity; transmembrane signaling receptor activity; extracellular ligand-gated monoatomic ion channel activity
Source: RefSeq, a predicted model, not a curated record